Amblyraja radiata (thorny skate) is the source of this 2031-nucleotide messenger RNA. It is a transcript of the gene tinagl1, whose product is annotated as tubulointerstitial nephritis antigen-like 1. Gene Ontology annotation, biological process: proteolysis. Gene Ontology annotation, molecular function: peptidase inhibitor activity; cysteine-type peptidase activity. NCBI's taxonomy places the organism in Eukaryota, Metazoa, Chordata, Chondrichthyes, Rajiformes, Rajidae. The transcript is spliced from 12 exons. The coding region runs from base 149 to 1537 and encodes 462 amino acids. The record is from RefSeq and is a predicted model, not a curated record.
AUGCUGAGAGUUUCUCACUGCUGCCUUGGUGGGCGGGUCGCUCUCUACAUAAAGUAGGUCCCUGGCGGCCGUGGACGAACACUUGUUGCCGAGUCUCGGCCACAUCGAGGAAUCCCGCCACACACACACACAAAACCACCAAGGAGCGAUGCCCACCAGCGUUUGGCUACUUGUGCUGCCGUGCCUGCUCGCCCCGGGACUGGAGGCGGCCGGUCGGCGCAGCCGCCGGGAGUUGAGUCCGGGACUGCACCGGGCCGGGCUCCGGGACCCCGGCGGCUCUUACUGCCGGCGCCUGGGCUCCUGCUGCCCCGGGCGGGACGACGCCUGCACCGUACCUUACAUCGACACCAUCUGUUACUGCGACCUCUUCUGUAACCGAACCGUGUCCGACUGUUGCCCCGACUUCUGGCCCUUCUGCAUGGGCACCCGGCCCCCCUUCCACGCCGGACACGAGUGCACAAGGAACGGACUGCAAUAUCCCAUCGGGGCCACCUACAAAGACAACUGCAAUCUGUGCACCUGCAGCAGCGGCCGGUGGGCGUGUGAGCAGCAUGCGUGUCUCGUCAAUGACGAAAUGAUCAGUGGCGUCAACCAAGGCAACUAUGGAUGGAAAGCUUCAAACUACAGCCAGUUCUGGGGUCUGACUCUGGACGAAGGGAUCCAGUAUCGACUGGGCACCCUGCGGCCCUCCAGCACCGUGCUGAACACCAACCAGCUGAAUGUGAACAUGGACAGCAACGAGGUCCCACCCAAGUAUUUCAACGCAGCAGAUAAAUGGCCGGGGAUGGUCCACGAACCCAUGGACCAAGGCAACUGUGCAGCAUCCUGGGCCUUCUCCACAGCAGCUGUGGCCUCGGACAGAAUCACCAUCCAGUCCAUGGGUCACGUGAAGGCGACCCUGUCACCACAGAACCUCAUCUCCUGCAAUAGGCGGAGGCAGCACGGUUGCCAUGGCGGCCGCAUCGACGGGGCCUGGUGGUACCUCCGACGUCGGGGGGUGGUGUCGGACAGCUGCUACCCCUUCUCCAGCCCAGGCAGCCAUCAAAGCGAGAACCACUGUAUGAUGUCCACCCGAUCGGCCGGCCGUGGCAAGCGGCAGGCGACCAUGCCGUGCCCCAACUCCUACAGCCACACCAACCACAUCUACCAGACCACUCCGCCCUACCGCCUCUCCAAUGACGUGAAGGAGGUCAUGAAGGAGCUCAUGGAGAAUGGGCCUGUCCAAGCCCUGAUGGAGGUACAUGAAGAUUUCUUUGUGUACAGAAGCGGAGUGUACAGGCACACACCCGUGAUGGGCGACAGACCAGAGAAUUUCCGUCGGCACGGGACGCACUCCGUGAAGAUUACAGGAUGGGGUGAGGAGCAAGGAUACAACGGAGCGAUUCGUCAAUACUGGGUUGCAGCCAACUCGUGGGGACGGAACUGGGGGGAGAACGGAUACUUCAAGAUAGCUCGGGGCGAGAAUGAGUGCGACAUUGAGACCUUCAUCCUGGGAAGUUGGGGUCGGGUGACCAUGGAGGACAUGCAUCGGAAGUGAGGUGCUCCACAUCCCUGGCCGUGGCCCAAACAUCUCCAAUCUGGAAAAGACUCCUCCGUCAAGUUAACCCCCUUUCUCUCCCCCCCCCCCCCCCCAUCUGCAAAGCUCUCACUAUCCAACAGUAUUAAACAGUGUUAUGUGGCUCAUCAUGAGCAAGUUCUGUCAGACAGUUUGUGACAGAACAACCAAGAAAACAUCACUCCUUACAUGACACACGGUGCUCCAGAAAACCCACAGAGCGAUAACGAGCAACAAACCAUGAACCUCUGGGUGCGGCUCUGAUCUGGUGCAACAUUGCUAUGGAAAAGGUCACUGGUGCACUGUGGAAGGCGUUCCGGUGCUCCAGCAUCCACGGGAAUGUGUCAAGACCCUCUUGCCUCCUAGUGUGCUUUGGUUGGGGUUGUGAACAGUGUGCGAAUUGACCCAGAUGGUCUGGUUUGGGAAUGUGACAUUGCACUGGGCAAGUUGUGACAGGAAGCACAGAGGAGAGGGGG